Molecule: messenger RNA, 1224 nt
Organism: Fomitopsis serialis
Lineage: Eukaryota; Fungi; Basidiomycota; Agaricomycetes; Polyporales; Fomitopsidaceae
Exons: 8
Coding region: 1-1224 (407 amino acids)
Source: RefSeq, a predicted model, not a curated record
AUGCAUCGAGACGAGCAGAUGCGACGCAUUCCGGCAGGAGGGAAUGAACUCAUCAGCGGAUCUGCCAACGUUGGAUGGCGCGACCGUGACUCGGACUUUGGUGUCCCUCCUCUUCAGCUGUCCGCCAUAAUGAAAACGAACCGUGUAACGAAUUCGAACUCUGAAAGCGGCAUCACUAAAUGCUUCAGAAACACUGUUCACAAACCGACCUUGUUGAGUGAGGUCAGAAGGAAGCUGAAGGGUGCGAUCCUCGUUUUCCGUGGUGACAUUCUUGCGCGCACAGUCGGAGCGUUAGCGCCCGUUGUUGGCGGCACGUCGACCAUCGCACAACGUUCAUCACACGACAACGCCACCCUCGAUGGCCCGUUCAGAUGCGUGGCACGCCUUAGUAAGAUGAAACAGACCGGCCCGACCACAACUACCUCCUCUGGAAGUCCGGACAAAGAUGUCGAAAGUUCUAUACCACGGCUUCCAGUGGAGGCCUGGGAACGGAUCGUCGACCACGUAGCGAUGCCGGGGGACUGGUACUACUCGACGUGGUACUAUCUACGCCAGCACAUUCAUUUACAACACCGGAAGGACGUCGUAUCACUCUCCAGGACUCUCCUUGAAAGGCCACGCCUCCGUGAGGCCAUCCGACGGGUCACUGUCUCGGGGUCCUCGCCCUGGGAACGUUCGACAAUUGGGCACCUAGGGACAUUUGCAGUCAUGCUCGCAGGGAAGCUCCCCAAUAUGUUCCUGAUCGCCAUCAAAAGCGCUGAAUGGACUAGUGGCUCGGUUCAACCAAAGAGCAUCAGCUACUUGACCGCCUUUCGCUCCGUUCGUCAACUAUCCAUCAGUUCCACUACUUUGUCGAGCGUCUCCCAGCUUACCAGCCUCAUUUCCGCACUCCAAGGACUACGAAGUCUAUGGUGCACGAAUGUCAAUGCGUGCAGACACAGCUGGUCUCUCCGGCCACCCUCCCACUACGCUGUUCAAAUCUGGAUGACCUCGAGAUCAGUCGUGCUUCUCGAGUUCGCUUCCUCAGUCUCGGAGUGGACGUCGAGCCACAUCAGUCUUCGACAAUUUGAUGGAUGCCAGACUUUGCUGGAUGCGAGUGCAGCGUCACUAGAAGUGAUUCGGCUCCAUAUCGACGCUCCGUCGUCCGCAAAGGACGGUGUUGUUGAUGUUACAUUACCCGUACCAGGCAAGUUUUCGCGAUGGCAUCGAGAGCCGCCAGACUAA